Pungitius pungitius (ninespine stickleback) is the source of this 1318-nucleotide messenger RNA. Its product is annotated as olfactory receptor 11A1-like. Gene Ontology annotation, cellular component: membrane. NCBI's taxonomy places the organism in Eukaryota, Metazoa, Chordata, Actinopteri, Perciformes, Gasterosteidae. Gene Ontology annotation, biological process: detection of chemical stimulus involved in sensory perception of smell; G protein-coupled receptor signaling pathway. Bases 68 to 1012 code for a protein of 314 amino acids. The record is from RefSeq and is a predicted model, not a curated record. Gene Ontology annotation, molecular function: G protein-coupled receptor activity; olfactory receptor activity; odorant binding. The transcript has a single exon.
GGGAGGUGGUCCGUGUGCUCUUUUCCUUUGGUCCGAUGUGACAGGGUGUGAGUGUGUUGAAGGUCUGAUGAUGACGAACUCCACGCAGGUUUCAUAUUUCACUUUAAGUGCCUACUUUGACGCUGGUGCUCUCCGAUAUUUCUACUUCAUCAUCAUCAUGUCUUUGUAUGUGUUGAUAGUUUGCUCCAACCUGCUGCUCAUUGUGGUUAUCUGCAUGAACAGAAGCUUACAUGAACCCAUGUACCUUUUCCUCUGCAGCCUGUUUGUAAAUGAGCUGUUUGGUAGUACAGGGCUGUUUCCAUUCCUCCUGGUUCAGAUCCUCUCAGACAUUCAUACUGUUUCUUAUUCAUCUUGCUACCUGCAGAUUUUCUGUUUGUACACUUAUGGAAAUAUAGAGUUCUUGAACCUGGCCGUCAUGUCUUAUGACAGAUACCUUGCCAUCUGUUGUCCUCUACAAUAUAACACUCGUAUGACCCAGCAGAAGGUCUCCGUGCUGAUUGCUCUCACGUGGUUCCUCCCGGUGGUCGCUAUCCUCAUCCUCAUCUCACUGAGUGCCCGUCUGAGGCUGUGUGGGAACGUCAUGGACAGAGUUUACUGUGGAAACUACUCGGUGGUGAAGCUGGCGUGUUCUGACACCAGAGUGAACAACGUCUACGGACUGCUGUACACCGUGGUCUCCAUCCUCCUCCCUCUGGUUCUCAUCCUUUUCUCCUACAUGAGGAUCCUGAAGGUUUGUUUCUCUGCUUCUAAACCCACCCGACAGAAGGCCCUCAGCACCUGCUCUCCUCACCUCGCUUCCCUGCUCAACUUCUUCUUCGGCUGCUGCUUUCAAAUCCUGCUGAGCCGCUUUGAGGCGGGCGGCGUGGCCCCCGCGCUGGGGGUCGUGUUGUCGCUGUACUUCCUGACCUGCCAGCCUCUCCUCACGCCGCUGCUGUACGGCCUGAACGUGUCCAAGAUGCGCCUCGCGUGUAGAAAGCUGCUGCUCAGGGAGACGUGUGGAGGGCUCGUGUGAGAGGGAACAUCCGCAGGGUUUCUCCUCACGGGAAGUUCAGCUCAACCUGAGAAACGCACACGAGUCCAAACUGUACUUUGUGAUAGCGACGCUCGCUUUAUGUUUGAAUAAUUCUACAUGAAGCAAACGUUCACCUCCAUGAAUCAUCAAGAUCUUAUAACCAGAUUCUGAAGGUAUAAACAAACAACAUUGAAUGAAGGGAUCUGGUCAACAUUCUACCAGUGCAUCAAGUGACACGAUGUAAAGACAUAAAACAUACUAGAAUGUAAAAUGAGUCAUUUGAUGGUUUUACAGAGUGAUGUGAUA